Messenger RNA from Onychostruthus taczanowskii (white-rumped snowfinch), 1194 nucleotides. RefSeq names its product ovalbumin-related protein Y-like. Gene Ontology annotation, biological process: negative regulation of endopeptidase activity. The record is from RefSeq and is a predicted model, not a curated record. The transcript is spliced from 7 exons. Lineage: Eukaryota; Metazoa; Chordata; Aves; Passeriformes; Passeridae. Gene Ontology annotation, molecular function: serine-type endopeptidase inhibitor activity. The coding region runs from base 10 to 1194 and encodes 394 amino acids.
GAUUUCACAAUGGGCUCCAUCAGUGCAGCAAAUGCAGAAUUUUGUUUUGACAUAUUCAAAGAGGUGAAAAUCCACCGCAGCAAUGACAAUGUGCUCUUUUCCUCCCUGAGCAUGCUUUCAACCCUGGCCCUGGUGUAUAUGGGAGCAAGGGGUAAGACUCAAUCCCAGAUGGAGAAGGUUCUUCACUUUGAUAAUGUUACAAGAGAUGGAGACAUUUCUGACUCCCAGGUAGAGAAACCUCAGUGUGGCACUGCUGAGUCCAUCCACAAAACAUUCAAGGAUCUUCUCUCAGACAUCAGCAGGCAAAAUGCUACUAACUCACUCAGGAUUGCUGACAGACUCUAUUUUGAAAAAACCUACCCUAUUCUUGAGGAAUACAUAAAGUGUGCAAAGAAAUUCUACAGAGCAGAGCUGGAAGAAGUUGACUUCAAAACAGCUGCAGAGGAAGCAAGACAGCGCAUCAAUUCCUGGGUGGAGAAGGAGACAAAUGGACGGAUCCAAGACUUCCUUGUGUCAGACUCUGUUGAUCUCAAUACUGCGCUGGUCUUUGUGAAUGUCAUUUACUUCAAAGGGAUAUGGAAAAUUGCAUUUAAAGAACAACACACUCAGGAAGAACCUUUCAAUGUGACUGAGCAAGAGAGCAGACCCGUGCAAAUGAUGCAUCAGAACAGCACCUUCAGAGUGGGAAGAGUGGCUGAAGAUAAAAUUAAGAUCCUGGAGCUUCCCUAUGCCAGCGGAGAGCUGAGCCUGUUGGUGCUGCUGCCUGAUGACAUCUCUGGCCUGGCACAGAUUGAGAGCAAAAUCAGCUAUAAAAAACUCCUGGAAUGGACCAGUCCCAAGGUGAUGGAAAAGAAGAGAGUAAAAGUGUACCUCCCACGCAUGAAGAUUGAGGAGAAAUAUAACCUCACAUCUGUCCUGACAUCCUUGGGUAUGACCGACCUGUUCAGCCCCUCGGCCAACCUCUCUGGCAUCUCUUCAGCAGAGGGCCUGAGGGUAUCUGAGGCCAUCCACGAGGCGUACAUGGAAGUCACUGAAGAGGGCACUGAGGAGGCAGGUGGCUCAGAGGCAGUGACUGGAGACAUCCAAUCUUCCUCUGAGUUUGAAGAGUUCAGGGCUGACCACCCAUUCCUUUUCUUGAUCAAACACAAUCCAAGCGACAUGAUCCUCAUCUUUGGUAGAUAUCGUUCUCCCUAA